AUGUCAAAUGGUAUACGUGGUAAAAGUUUUAAUAAUAAAGAUGAAUAUUUGGAUCAUAUUAAAUGUCACAAAAAAUUUCCAGAACCAUACAUUAGAAAAUACAACAAUACAACAUUACCCAAAACACAAGUCCAAAAUGAAAAAGUACCUAUUAUCAAUAACUACCACAAAAAAAGGCGUCAAACCAAAAGCACAACAACACAAAGAACAAGUAAUAGCUAUUCAAACACUACCACAAACAAAGAAGCACAACACCAAGAACAUUGCCACAACAAACCAAAUGGCGCAAUAACAACACCAAAAAGAAAUCAAACAGAAGAAAAAAUAAUAAUUUUUUUAAAGAAUAGCUAUUACUUUUUUUUAAAUAUAAUAUAA
Dictyostelium discoideum AX4 is the source of this 375-nucleotide messenger RNA. RefSeq lists its product as hypothetical. The coding region runs from base 1 to 375 and encodes 124 amino acids. The transcript is spliced from 2 exons. NCBI's taxonomy places the organism in Eukaryota, Evosea, Eumycetozoa, Dictyosteliales, Dictyosteliaceae. The record is from RefSeq and is a predicted model, not a curated record.